Messenger RNA from Pseudopipra pipra, 3395 nucleotides. It is a transcript of the gene ANGPTL2, whose product is annotated as angiopoietin like 2. The record is from RefSeq and is a predicted model, not a curated record. The transcript has 5 exons. NCBI's taxonomy places the organism in Eukaryota, Metazoa, Chordata, Aves, Passeriformes, Pipridae. The coding region runs from base 520 to 1989 and encodes 489 amino acids.
AGCAGUUCCACACCCUCACUCCAUCCGACACACCGGACCGGCGGUCUCCCGAAUUCUGCCUGACCCCGGGCAUUAGCGGUGCCUCCCGGCUGACACUCGGCCUCCCCCGCGCCCGGGUCCUGCUCCGGGGCGGGGGGGCUCAGCCGGCAGGGCCGAGGCUCGAAGCCCCUCCCGGCAGCGCCGCUGCUGCGGCGGCCCAGGGGCGGAGGCAGCUCGCCCGUCCAACCAGCGCCGGGCAGAUCGCCGCUGCCUUGCCUUCUCUCUCCCUUCCCCGGCCAGGACAAGCCGCCACAAAGAGCUGGGGUUCAAAUGAGGCUGCCGCGGGCCGCGUGAGGGGACGGGCGGGAGCGCCGAGCGCCCCGCGGGAAGGUCCCGGUUCGGACGCGGGGCUCAGCCUGGGCGGCCGAGCCCACAACGGUCCUGAGCAAGCAGAACAGAGAAAAAGAGAAGAACUGCGCCGCUUCCCCCAGAUUUUAAGAAGUUCUUUGCAGAAGAAUAUUUGACCAGAACUAGAGGAUCAUGAUGACAAGAUUCAUCUGUUUAAUGCUAGUAACUGCUGUGGGAGUUACUACAAGUAAAGCACAGGAAUUUGAAGGCAAUGACAAGGAAACAGAUCAAGAAUUCAUUUACAUGAACAGAUAUAAGCGUUCCAGUGAUACGCAGGACAAAUGCACUUACACCUUUAUCGUACCUCAGCAGAGAGUGACAGGUGCCAUUUGUGUUAAUUCUAAGGAGCCUGAAGUUCUACUUGAAAACAGGGUAAAUAAACAAGAAUUACAGUUACUUAACAAUGAACUACUUAAACAAAAGAGACAAAUAGAAACUCUCCAGCAACUGGUAGAGGUGGACGGUGGAAUUGUUAAUGAAGUUAAACUCUUAAGAAAAGAGAGCAGAAACAUGAAUUCUCGUGUCACACAACUCUACAUGCAGCUACUACAUGAAAUUAUCCGAAAACGUGAUAACGCCUUAGAACUUUCUCAACUUGAAAAUAAGAUUUUGAACCAAACUGCAGAUAUGUUGCAGCUUGCAAGCAAAUACAAAGACUUAGAGCACAAGUACCAACAUUUGAUGUCAAUUGCCAAUAAUCAGUCAAUGAUAAUUGCCCAGCUGGAAGAACACUGUCAAAGAAUGCCAUCCAUAAAGCCACUGCCACAAACUCCACAACCACCACAUAAAGUGUAUCAGCCUCCUACUUACAAUCGCAUUAAUAACCAGAUAUCUACUAAUGAGAUUCAAAGUGAUCAGAACUUAAAGGUUCUGCCACCUACCUUACCAACCAUGCCUGCAGUUACUAGUAUUCCAACUUCAACUGAUAAACCAUCUGGGCCCUGGAGAGACUGUCUACAAGCAUUAGAAGAUGGCCAUGACACAAGCUCCAUCUAUCUUGUGAAACCAGAGAACACAAACCAGCUGAUGCAGGUCUGGUGUGACCAACGGCACGACCCUGGGGGCUGGACAGUCAUUCAAAGGCGGCUGGAUGGCUCUGUCAACUUUUUCAGGAACUGGGAGACAUACAAGCAAGGAUUUGGUAAUAUAGAUGGAGAAUAUUGGCUCGGAUUAGAAAACAUUUAUUGGUUAACAAAUCAAGGCAACUACAAACUGCUCAUAACAAUGGAGGACUGGUCAGGUCGGAAGGUGUUUGCUGAGUAUGCCAGCUUCAGGCUGGAGCCUGAGAGUGAGUACUACAAGCUGAGGCUGGGCCGUUACAACGGCAACGCAGGCGAUUCCUUCACUUGGCACAAUGGCAAACAGUUCACCACGCUGGACAGGGACCAUGACGUGUACACAGGUAACUGUGCCCAUUACCAGAAGGGAGGAUGGUGGUACAAUGCAUGUGCUCACUCCAAUCUCAAUGGAGUCUGGUACCGGGGAGGGCACUACCGCAGCCGAUACCAGGAUGGCGUUUACUGGGCUGAAUUCCGGGGGGGGUCAUACUCACUAAAGAAAGUUGUUAUGAUGAUAAGACCUAACCCUAACACAUUUCACUGAAAUAACUCUUCUCUUGGUUUGCUUUCUUGUUCUAAAAAAAUCACAUAAAGAUAUGAUAUAACCUGGAAUGAUCUUUUCAGAAAUGAGGAAUGUAAGAUAUUGUACAUUUAUUGAUAAGAUAUGAGGGCUUGUAUAGUGUAUUUUCAAGAAUAAUCCCAGGAAAAAAAAAGCUGAAGAAACAAAAAAAGGAAUUGCCGUAGUGUUCAGAACACCAGUACAACUGGUACUAUUAGAACUGGCAGUUAGAUGAACUGUAGAUAAGCUUCCUGGUUUUUAUUCCCUGUAAAUUAAUUUUGGAUGGUAAAAAUACUGCCACAACAUUUAAAUAUUUUUGUAUGUUAUGUAUAAAUAUUCUCAAAUACAGGAAAUAUUACAAACUGUACAGCAAGAGUUUUUUUAUUAUUAUUAUUAUGAGCAAUCAUUUGACACAGGAAAUCAUAUCCUUUGAACUGUGUAGCUGGUAUAUGUACAUUAGUGUGAUUAUUAUGGUGUAAUCUUUGUUAACUGCCAUGAAUAAAGUCAGUACUAUAUAAUUCUGUUUUGAGAGCAGACAGCCAAACCAGUACUGUCACGAUAAAUCCAGUCUUUCCCCUUCACUUUGAUCAUUUCAAUAAUCUGCUCCUACAAAGUGGAAUUCACCACUGAUUCAAGUCGUUUAGAUUAAAAACACUAAUGAUUUUUCCUACCAAAAUGAAGUAGCUACUUGCAUAUGGAAAUUAAUCCAGAUUUACAACAAGUAUUAUGUGCUAUAUAGCCAACAUGUUAUACACAACUCACAGUAUUUUGUACCUGACUUCAGUCAUUACCUGUUGUGUAGCCUCUGUACUCAGAAAUGGCUAGAUAUAAAUUAAAGGGACUAUCCAACUUUGCAGGCAAAUGAUGGAUACCAGUUUAUAAUCUAUUUAGUAUCCUUAGCCUAGAGAUGAAAAUUAUAUAAAAAAGUUAUCUGUAGCCAAGAGAAGUUAUUUUUAACAUAUUUCACAAAUAUAACAUAUUACUGUCAAAUUAUUAAAUAGAUUUACUCAUCUAUAUUUAGAGGCAGUCACACUUAAGAAAUACAUACUGGGAUAAUUCUAACAUUCUUCUGAGGUAGGUUUCUAGAACAGAUAGUUAACACACCCAGUUCAAAACAGCAACUACUGCAAAACAAAAGUUAAAGAAUGCAUAAAAGAGGCAGAGUAAAAGCCUCUAGAAGUUCAAUAUUUUUCACUAAGCCUGUAAGACACUUACUGUGUGUUUAUGUGUGUGUGCUUGCAUACUUUCCCCUCGUUACCUCCUCCCUUCUUUACCACAGUAUGAUGUGCGAUGUAGCAUGUGUUGUAUAUAACUGAAAGUAGGUUUUUUAAUAUAUUAGAUUACCCGUCAUAUUGUAAUUCUUUAAUAAAGCAACAAAUGUUAUUUUGACA